GCAAGAAGAUAUUGUUCUUGCCACUCGAACAUAAAAUUCAUGUCUUCUCGCCACCGUGUAAUAUCCUCUAUAUAUGUUAUGAUAGAUACUCCCUAUAAGAUAAAUGUUGUGUACGAAAUGUGUAAACUUUUUUGGUUGUUCCUUUCUUUGUUCAGAUUUGUUCAUUUUGUAUUUCAGUGUUGUAUUAUCACAGUUUUUGUGCUACCUUUCUCCCUUUGCUGAUGGUUCUGUUGACAAUAUAAUAAAGUUCCCUAGACGAACAGCACACACUGAGAUGCACUCUGUUGAAUUUUGGGUUGUGUCCACACGUCAACCCCCCUGAUCUCUGGAACUGUUGGAAAAAUCAUCCAUUGACCAAUUUUCUUCACUGUUUGCCUUUUAAGCCCAGCAGUCUACACUCCCUUGUUUCUGAGUUCCCUUCCCCUCUGAUCUCUGCCCUCUAAUAUACAUGCACAGAAACGUAGUAUUGCGUCAUUAGUUUUACACCGGUCUGGACGUCAUUCCUGUGUUUACAAAGCCUGCGAACAGGCUCCCGGUUAGGACGGAAAAAAACACAUUCGGCGAGCGCGAAAUAUGUAUGUAUGUAAACAGAAGAAUUCGGAAAACAGAAGAAUUCGGAGAGCGAAGCAAUCGAGGGUCACCGGAGGCUGUUCGCUGGCUAGUGUUUACAAAGAAGUGAUGGGCAAAAUCUGCCAUUCAUUGCCAUAUGAAAAAAUGACCAGUCAAGAACACCGCUUCUGUAACAUUCUAGGCUACACUGUAGCGGAAACAAAUAAUUUUCAUUCAUUUCUUUCACUGAUCUUGUUGACCCACAUUCUGCGCGAAAGACAUCCUCCCCGCUAAUGGCGUCUCGCGCGAGUUUCACGCUUGGCGGGAAGACAUCGAGAUGCUCGUCAAGAGCUUGGGAACUAGCAUUCGUUUCAAAUGGGGGACAGUUUGCACUUGAGGGUUUGAUUUUCCACCAGCUUCAAUUGCACUAUCUUCAUAUUCACCGUCUCUGAGUAGAAUUUUCCUGCUCUCUUAAAAGAUUUAUCAAAAUGUCCACAUUUCGACAGGGUAUAAUAAGAAGUCUCGUUAAACAUGGCAUAGCACUGGUGGGAUGUACCGCAGUUCUAGGUACAGUACAUUUCUCAGCCAAAGGAGAUGAGAGAUUUUACAGAUCCAUUCUCAUGCCUGUUGUUAUGAGAGUGCUGGAACCUGAACGUUCUCACACAUUUGCUGUGUGGCUGGCUUCUAAAGGUCUAGUUCCUAUGGACCAAACUGGUGAUCCUGAAAUACUGGAAACCACAGUGUUUGGUCUCCCAUUUCCAAAUCCCAUUGGCUUGGCAGCAGGUUUUGACAAGCAUGGUGAAGCUGUAGAUGGAAUGUUAAAAGCUGGAUUUGGUUUUGUAGAAAUUGGAAGUGUAACACCAUUGCCGCAGCAGGGUAAUGCUAAACCAAGAGUGUUCAGACUGAAGGAGGACAAAGCUGUUAUUAAUAGAUAUGGUUUCAACAGCCAUGGACACGAGGCUGUCCAGUCACGUCUAAAACAGCAGAUACAAGAAAGAGGUCACCCUCCUGGAAUCCUGGGAAUAAAUCUGGGUAAAAAUAAAACUUCUGAUAAUGCUGUGGAGGAUUAUGUUAAAGGAGUGAAGUGCUUCAGUGGUCUGGGUGAUUACUUGGUUAUCAACGUUUCAUCACCAAACACGCCAGGCCUUAGAUCACUACAAGGCAGACAAGAAUUAGAAAAACUUAUAGAUAAGGUAUUAGAGGUUCGUAAUUCUUUGCCUAAAAAAGCACAGAAUCCUUUAUUAGUGAAGAUUGCUCCAGAUCUCACUGAUGAUGACAAAGAAGACAUUGCAGCUGUGGUAACACGGGAAAAGGGUGGUGUAGAUGGUAUCAUAGUAACAAACACAACUGUUGCCAGACCAGAGACCUUGAAAAGUGAACACAAGAAAGAAACCGGUGGUCUGAGUGGAAAACCAUUGACUGAAAUGUCCACUCGUACAGUGAGUGACAUGUAUAAACUUACAGGAGGAAAGCUACCUAUUAUCGGCGUGGGGGGAAUAUCUACAGGUCAAGAUGCUUACGACAAAAUUAAGGCUGGGGCCUCUUUAGUGCAGCUUUACACAGCCCUGGCUUAUGAAGGGCCACCCAUUGUGAAGAAAAUUAAACGGGAACUUGCUGACCUUGUCAGAAAUGAUGGUUUCAAAUCAGUUGAAGAGGCUGUUGGAAUUAAUCAUGUUAAACAAAGAUGACCACUUGGCAGAUUAUUUAUUGAUGAGCAGCCAACAAACUCCUCAGGAAGUGGUCUCACCAUCCAGUUGGCACAAAGCAGUCCUAUCUUUUCUUUUUGAUACUGUCAAAGAAAAGAGACUAAAGUGAACUGUGUUUUAGCAGAUGUAACAAACAAUUCAAUACCUCAUCAGAUAUGGAAUCAUUGGGCAGUAAAAGUUUGGCUUUUGCACGUAAUAAUUAAUACUAAUACUUACUAAUUAUUAGUAGACAAUAUUUAAAUAUGUUAAAUGUAGUUAAUGAUAUUGAUGAAAACAAAAAGAGCAAAACCCACCAAAUAACUAGUUGUUG
Orbicella faveolata is the source of this 2565-nucleotide messenger RNA. RefSeq names its product dihydroorotate dehydrogenase (quinone), mitochondrial-like. Gene Ontology annotation, cellular component: cytoplasm; mitochondrial inner membrane. NCBI's taxonomy places the organism in Eukaryota, Metazoa, Cnidaria, Anthozoa, Scleractinia, Merulinidae. Gene Ontology annotation, molecular function: dihydroorotate dehydrogenase activity. The record is from RefSeq and is a predicted model, not a curated record. Gene Ontology annotation, biological process: 'de novo' pyrimidine nucleobase biosynthetic process; pyrimidine ribonucleotide biosynthetic process.